Molecule: messenger RNA, 4246 nt
Organism: Branchiostoma belcheri (Belcher's lancelet)
Lineage: Eukaryota; Metazoa; Chordata; Leptocardii; Amphioxiformes; Branchiostomatidae
Product: ATP-sensitive inward rectifier potassium channel 12-like
Exons: 3
Coding region: 275-1678 (467 amino acids)
Biological process (GO): regulation of monoatomic ion transmembrane transport; potassium ion import across plasma membrane
Cellular component (GO): plasma membrane
Molecular function (GO): inward rectifier potassium channel activity
Source: RefSeq, a predicted model, not a curated record
CCCGCCGGUAAGUUUCCCAAACUUUCCCCGAGCUUGGGACGGCCGACGACGUGUCCUGGUACACCCUGGUCUUUUCGGCGCUUUCUGUGGCUAUUUCUAUGCAAAGAUUUGAGAAUUGACAUAUUAUUGAACGGCUGAGGACAUUGUUGAACACCUGGGCCUAACCAGAGGUGAAGCUCUAAAUCUACCCACAUACUAGGAGCUAAACCCAUGUGUCAACAUGGAACUGUGAAAGACAGCACUGGUUCAAUCUAAAGGAUUCCAAGCUUACAAUAUGCCAGAGUUUCCCGGAAACAAGGAUCGCUCGUAUUUAACGAUGGAUGGUGCGCCGACGAGGAACGGGCGGAUCCCGCGCUCGCCGCCUCUCCAUCAGCACAGUCAGAUGAGCCUCAUCUCAGACUCCAGCACUCCGGGGGAACGCACGCCCAUCAAGAAGGCCUCCAUGACGUCAUCGGAGGCUGUGGUACGGCGGCGCUGGCCACGGUUCGUCAGCAAGGACGGGAUCUGCAACUACAGGAACCACCACGUUCCCCUGCACAAGAGAAGGUACAUUCGGGACUUUUUCACCACCCUGGUGGACCUGAGGUGGAGGUACACGUUCCUCUCCUUCUCUGCUGCAUUCGUCUUGAGCUGGUUCUUAUUUGGAAUCGUGUGGUACAUUGUAAGCUUAGUGCAUGGAGACUUUGCCCAUGAAGUUGGCGACCCUGACUUCCAACCAUGUGUUAGCGAGAUGAGGGACUUCACAUCCUCCUUUCUCUUCUCACUGGAGACACAGACAACAAUCGGCUAUGGUUCUCGCCACGCCCGAGACAACUGUGGCUUUGGUGCCUUCCUCGUAGCUUUUCAGUCCGUCGUGGGACUCAUCAUCGACACAUUGAUGAUUGGCGUCUUCCUCACAAAGCUUGCCAGGCCAAAGAAACGUGCGCACACUCUGCUCUUUAGCGAGCAAGCUUGUAUCGCUAACCGGGAUGGUAAACUCUCGCUCAUGUUCCGUGUUGCUGACAUUCGUAAGAGUCACAUCGUAGAAGCUCAUGUCCGCGUCUUUGUGGUCCGACACCACAGAAAAACAAUAGAAGGUGAGGAACUGUAUUUGAACUUCGAAGAUGUCAAUGUUGGGUUCGACAAAGGUACGGACCGUGUCUUUCUCAUCACUCCAGUUACAGUUGUUCACGAAAUUGAUAAGGAAAGUCCGUUCUAUGAUGUCUCCGAAGACAGCCUGGCAAAGGAAGACUUUGAAGUAGUUGUGCUGUUUGAGGGUAUCUUAGAAAGUAGCAGCUACACGCUUCAGGCCAGGACCUCCUACCUGGCAGACGAGGUUCUGUGGGGUUAUCACUUCGACAACAUGGUGUCCUGCUCAGAGUACGGUUACGAGGUGGACUACAAAAAGUUUAACAAGACACACCCGGUCCCCACCCACGAGUACAGUGCACGCAUCAUUGAUGCACACCGAUCGUCCCUGUCCCUAGACAGAGACGUGGACAACAACAGGCAGUGUAAGACCAACAUAGACAGGACGGUGGAUGAAGAUGAUGACAGAGGAAUGGACCCUAAAAGACUGUCCAUGGCGCUGGCAUAUGAAAAUGAGGUGCACACAAUGGUCUGCAGCAAUGACGAGUGGGGACAAGGUGAUCAUGUCACAGCUAAGAAUGGACAAAAGGUGACCUGCACGAAGCUGUGAUGAAGGCAACACAAGUGAAGGAAGGAGAAGAAAAAGGGGGCCUGUGGUCAGCUGUCUUCCACUACUGCGACACAAAGGACAGGGUAGGUAAACCGGACUCCACUCAAGAGGAAAAACUUGUUUGCAUCAAACUACUAUCCUCAGAAUUUCUGUGUUGAAUGCAGGUCGAAUCUGUUGAUCAUGACAUUAGAAAGCAAGGUCAACCACUGUCCAGGAUAUUUUACUCCAAGCUGGAAAGAGUGAAUUCAUCGAACUUUAAAGUAUGUGAUAAGAAGAAUACAAUAAAAAUUUAACUCAGCAGUGAAAUGCUAGUCUAAGAAUAGCUACUGAUUGACAAAGUUUCAGAUAAGGCAUCAAUAGAGUUACAUAAUAAUGAAGCUGUAUUGUGAACUAUCAAGUAGGUGAAGCCUAAAGAUUCAGAUACAAAGUAGGAAGUAGAAACAUAAAGUUGACCAAUCAAGAAUUAAGCUGAAAACAACGGAAGACAUAAGGAACACAGAUUUCAUUAGCUGCUAUAGUUCCAUGUAUAAUAGAUGUAGUGAAUCUUAUGCAACAAGCUACCUUAGUAUGUGAGAUGUACUGUCAUGGCACUGCACGAGCUGCUCAAGCCAAAUCAAGCAACCAGGGAGAGCUAUGCAGUAGUACAACACGGCCUUAUUACUGUCUCAUAAACAUCGUCUUAGCUUUGACUAUAAUAACUAAUAAUGCCUUGUAUUGCUCAAGCUGUAAAUGUCUAUACUUCUCAAGUGAUGAGCUAAUCAGUGUAUUACAUAGGAAUCAAGGUCAAGUAGGAGCCAAAGAUGUGUGUGAGACAGUGUUGAGGCUGAUAGUGCCUUAGCUGAGAACCUUCACAGUCAUGAUGUACAAACUCUCAGCAUAUGAUGUACACAAUUAUGUUCCUGUGAUUUUAUCGACCUUAUGUCAAUGAUUUGGAUAUGCAAUAGGAACUAAUAAGAACCUAAGGUAACGGAAUGCUGUUGACAGGCAAUAGGCAUAAGUACACAUGACUUGUAAUCUGCUGUGCUAUUCCUUAAAGCUUGAAGUACAUGUACUGUCUAUAAAUGUUUUGUAUGCUGCACAAUAUACAUGUACCUUCCAGAGAGAUCUCCAAAGUUGGGCCGUCUUCUCACCCCUACCAGGGAGGAUGGGUAAUAGGGCUGGUCUGUCAGCUUUUUCUGAAAAAGAACCAUUUUAUCAUCAAACCUGGAAAGGUUGGUGAGAAAUGUUUUGGCAGAAAGUAAAAACUGCUAAGAUUCAGAACUGCCAGCCCAGAAGUUAUCAAACUUGUCACUAAUCACUACAAGAAAACAUUCAGCCAGGUGAGGAAAUAAUCAGGAAUACCAGAAGUGCCUUGAUGGAUGUUGUUCCUUUCUGAGACGAGGAAAUCUAACGAUCUCCCUCUGUAACUCAGACAAAACUUCUCUUGUAUAAAAUAAGCAAAUGUUGGGAAUCUUGUACAUACAGACUUGGAGCUGGCUCAAUAGAGAUUUCUUAGGUUAGCCUAAGCCACAAAUUUUCUCCUUUGCCAAAAUAGUAUUCAUUCAUACAAUCUUUUCUGGUAGAAAUAUGUAAAUAUACAUGUAUACAUUUAGUACUUUAUUAUUCAUGUCUUCCAAGUGUCUACAUUUAAAAAAUGCUCUGCUUAACAUGUACAAAAAUUAUAGUCUAGAUAUGUAGAUUGAUGUAUUGUAUGGAACUAAUACAUUGGAUAGGUUGUAUUCUUUGCUAAGUCAUCUAACAUUACAUACUGACUCAAGGAGUAUUAUCUGCAGUAACUGUUGUACAUGUAAACUUGUUGUGAUCAUGGAAGAAGUCACUUUUUACUUCGUAAACAUGUAUUAUGGUACAUGUAGGUUUCUUCCACAUCUUAGCCAAUCCUGCUUCUGUCUCCAACACCAAUCCUUGUGACUCUUUUUAAUGGAUCUUCUGCUAACAUGAUUGCAGUACAUGUAAAUCCCAUACACUUCUGUUUGGACCACCAGUCAUGUCAAUGCAAGUUCAGACCUUUCCUUCUAUUGAACACAAGCCAUUGCCAUUUCUCAUAACACUCACGUGGAAGACUUCCACAUUUCCACAUUGCCACCAUACCUCUAAGCCAUACAUGUACAUCAGAACACACCUUGCCCCUUCCCCAGGAAUCCUGUUGUGAAUUCUUUGUACAAUGUAUAUUGUCAUAUAUACUAUGCAUGACUCUGUUUUUGUCUCUCUGACUUCAUAGUGUUGUAACAUAUUAGUUACCAAGUGAAGACUAAGUCUUGAAGGAACUAACCAUGUAUUUUAUAGGUAAAAACAUAUAUGUACUGCUGUGUAUUUUAAUCUCACUUAACCAAGUGUUCUCAACGAGUUUUGUAACUGUGCACCUCAAACACAUAGAACAUAAUAACAUGCUGUGAUGUUCGUAGUUGACUUCAUUUUUCUGUUGAUGUGCAAAAUUGUACUACAUUAUAAGCCUCAGUAAGAUAGAGAGGUUUGAUAAUUGUAAACUUUUAUUUGUAAAGAUUUUUAUUACUUGUGUGACUCAAUGUUACCUAAGCAGCAAAUGAGAAUAAAGUGUGCCAUGCACUGCUA